GUCGCAGCCAACGGCAACGUUGCUCGCCGCGCAGAGAAAGAGAGCCGUAAGGGUGGCACUUGUGCGGCAAUACACACCCAAUGUUUGUGUUUUCGAAUUUUUCGUGAUACCGAGAGAGUGGUUCGUGAUCGUUUGGCAAGGCAUGUAGCGCCGUCGUCGAGCCGCUCGAGAUGUGGACGACCACGAAAACGACCAAAUACGGCGUCGCCGUUUACAAUUGGCGCGGCGACACCCGAUAUGGCCUCCCGUUGGAGAUCGGCGAGACCGUGCAGAUUUUGGAGGAAUGCGCAGGAUGGUACAGGGGCUUUUCGACCAAGAACCGCGCGGUAAAAGGGAUCUUCCCGAGCUCUUACGUCCACCUGAAACCCUGCAAGAUCGAGAACGAAGGUCUGUUCGAGUCGGUGAUACCGUUGGAGGAUCCGGUGGUCCGAGAAGUCACCCUCGUUCUCCGGGAAUGGGGUGGUAUUUGGAAGAGGCUCUACGCGGAGAGAGAGAAUUACAAAUUCACCGCGCUGCGCAAGGUGAUGAGAGAACUGUUGGAAUGGCGGCGACAACUUUUGGCUGGCACCCUCACCACCGAUCAGACGCGAGAACUCAAGCUACGAAUCAUCAACAAGGUGGACUGGGGAAACCGGAAACUGGGUCUGGAUCUUGUACCUCGUCAGGGUGCCCAUAUGGUGGACCCGGAUACCAUGUCCGUCGUGGAACUCUAUCACGUGCACGUGCAAAGUGCAGAGAACUCCCAAGGGGCGUCCGCGAGAGGCACCCUGAGGCGAAAGGAGCACAAGAAGGUCCUCACCCACCAUCUCUACUUCUGCAUGAGGGAUUUCGGGCAUUCGAUCGGAGAAUACACGGAGAUCUACUUCUCCCUGUACGACGCCAAGAAGAAUCAAUACCUGAGCGAGCGUUUUCUAGUUAGGAUCUCGAAGGAGGGUUUCUCCAGCUUCGUCGAGAAGAUCCACAGCAACUGCACGAUCUUCACCGACCUGGGUAACGCGGACCUCAGCAGGGAUCUUUACAUGGUCGCUCACGUGAUGCGAUGCGGGAGGAUGCUCUACUCAGAUUCGGGGAAAAAUAAAACGUGCAACGCCACGUACAGGCGUCCACACGGCGUCGCGGUGCUCUGUCUCGCCGAGGCCACGCAGGAUCACACCGAGGAACUCGAGAUGACGUUCAAGGUGUAUCAAGGAGAAGAGAAAGACUUUCAUCAGCUUCACGAGCAGAUAAUUCGCAACAACAAGUGUUCCCCGCUUCCAGGACAGCCAAAUUAUGGUAUAGUGGUCUCCCUACGUGUUCUUCACGGCGAGCUGUCUCAGGUGAGGGUGGAGAACCCGUUGCUCUUCAAGAACAUAUGUCUGACGAGGAAGCUCGGUUUUUCCGACGUGAUCAUGCCAGGCGACGUGCGCAACGACCUGUACCUGAAACUGGAACGCGGGGAGUUCGAGCGGGGUGGAAAAUCGACUGGUAAAAACAUCGAGGUAACGAUAUUGAUGCUGGAUGCGGACGGGCAACCUCUGGAGGGCUGUUUGUUCGGGGCUGCUGGGAUGGAGGGCAGCUCCGAGUACCAAAGUUUAGUCAUCUAUCAUCACAACAGUCCAGCGUGGGCGGAGACCGUUCGCUUGGCGAUACCUAUCGACAAGUUCUACGGGAGCCAUGUCCGGUUCGAGUUCAGACACUGCUCCACGCGCGAGAAGAACGACAAGAAGCUGUUCUCGUUCGCGUUCGUCCGUCUCAUGGAGCCCGGAGGAGCGACUCUUCAGGAUGGUCCUCACGAGUUGUACAUUUACAAGUGCGAGGAUCGCUCGAAAUUGGACUCCCUGAGUUACCUCUCGUUGCCUAGCAGCGCUAGAGAGCCAAACGUGACAGGUUCGCCAGCGUUCUCCAGGUCACCGAAAGAGGCUGUGUUCGUGCGCACGUUGCUCUGCAGCACCAAGCUGACGCAAAACGUGGACCUGCUGAGCCUUCUUCAGUGGAAGGCUCACCCUGAGCGAAUCUCAGAAGCACUUGGUCGCGUGCUACGCCUGGACGGCGAGGAAUUGGUCAAGUUCCUGCAGGACAUCUUGGACGCCCUGUUCUCCAUGUUCCACACCGAGGACGGGAACUCUACGGCCCACUCUGGCCUGGUGUUCCAGGUGCUGGUCUCCAUCUUCAGCCUCCUGGAGGAUUCAAAGUUCGAGCACUUCAAACCGGUGAUGGACGCCUACAUAUCCGGCCACUUCGCCGCCGCGUUGGUUUACAAGGGUCUGUUGAGCAGCGUGCAACACUGCGCCGACUGGGUGAGCGCCGCGGAGAAGCAGGAGCCGAUCAUCAAGUGUUUCCGCUCCCUCGAGUACAUCUUCAAGUUCAUCAUCCAGAGCCGGCUGCUGUUCGCCAGGGCGACGGCCGGCCAGUACGAGGACAGCUUCAAACGGGACAUCUAUCGCGUGUUCGCUGCGUUCAACAAGAUGCUGGGCAUCCCGUACGAGAUGGUGUUGCACUCUCAGAUCGCUCUGCACCACUCGAUCUCGGCGGUGUUCGAGCAGCUGGUCGCGGUGCUACCGGUGUUGGAGGUGGCCAAGCUGACCUGCACGAUGCUCGACUCGGUGCCCCGGGAACCACCGUUGCAACUCACGCAGGCCAAGCUCACCGCCAUCAAGAACCUCACCACCUCUUCGUUGUUCCGCGAGGACGACGAGAGCAGGAACUUGCUACUGGUCACGAUGUGCAGACACCUCAGAAUCCACCUGAUCAGACGCGAGGAGCUGCGUACCUGCACAGACAUCCUUGGAGAGAUACUCAGCUUCUUGCAUAAGAGAGGACGCGACACGAACAAAGUGAACAACUGCAUCCAUCAUGACGUGGAGACCCUGUGCCUGUCGAUCCUCGACGUCCUCAUACAGACCAUCCUGAUCGUGAUAAACACCAGCGGUACCGUACUAGGCUGCCUGGUGGCCUGCCUGAUAGGGCUUCUUCAGCUUCUGGACGAGUACCACUACGCCAGACUCUGGGAAGAGUUGACCCACGCCGGGGAACGCAAGCCCCUCAAGGAUUUCCUUCUGAGAGUCUUCUUGGUCCUGCGUGAUCUAGUCAGGCAGGAGGUGUUCCCGCCGGAUUGGCUGGUGAUCAGGAUGCAGGCGAACAACGUGAUCCUCGAGUCCCUGAAGGAGCUCGCCCAGCCGUUGGCUUUCCGGUUUCUGCAAGGCAGCUUCGACUCCCAGCUCUGGUCCACGUACUUCAACUUGGCCGUGGCGUACCUCACCCAGCCCUCUCUUCAGCUGGAGCAGUUCUCCGAGGUGAAACGGGAAAAGAUUCUGGAGAAAUAUGGCGACAUGAGGGUACUGAUGGGUUUUCAAAUACUGUCAAUGUGGUCGCCUCUGGGUGAUCGAAAGCUGGAAUUCAUCCCUGGUAUGGUGGGACCGUUUCUCGAGGUCACCCUGGUCCCCGAGAGCGAGCUGAGAAAAGCCACUCUGGACAUCUUCUUCGACAUGAUGGAGUGCGAGCAAAGGGCACGCGGUAGCUUCAGGUCCGUCGAGUCGGAACUGAUCGACAAACUCGACAUCCUGAUCAGCGAGAACAAAGGGGACGACGAGUACAGACAGUUGUUCAACACUAUGGAACACCUCAGCGCCGUAUUGCUGGAUAGAGUCCAGUCGGAGGAUCCAGCCUGGAAGGACAGCGGAACGGCUUUCAUCACGUCGAUAACGCGCCUGCUGGAGCGACUUUUGGAUUACAGAAGCGUGAUUCAGGGUGACGAGAACCGCGACAAGCGUAUGUCGUGCACCGUUAAUUUAUUAAAUUUCUACAAGAAUGAGUUCAAUCGAAAGGAGAUGUACCUGCGGUACAUAUACAAACUUCACGAUCUCCACUUGGCGGCUGAGAAUUACACGGAGGCUGGAUUCACGAUGAAGCUGUACGCGGAUCAGCUCGGUUGGAGCUCCACGAUCCUCCCUCCGGAUCACUCGCAUCCUCAGCAACCGGAGUGGCAGAGGAAGGAGCUACUCUAUCACAAGAUCAUUCAUUAUUUGGACCGUGGGAAGUGCUGGGAGAAAGGCAUACCGUUGUGCAAGGAAUUGGCGGUGCUGUACGAGACCAAAUUGUACGAUUACGCGAAACUCAGUCACGUUCUCAAACUGCAGGCCAAGUUCCUGGACAACAUACUGACCCAGCUUAGACCGGAACCGGAGUACUUUCGCGUCGGUUUCUACGGUCUCAGUUUCCCUCUCUUCGUUAGGAAUAAGCUUUUCAUCUAUCGUGGUCUAGAGUACGAGCGAAUAGGGGCGUUCACCCAACGAUUACAGACUGAAUUUCCAAGCGCACAAAUAUUAAUGAAGAACUCCCCGCCCGACGAGAGUAUUUUAGCGUCCGAGGGUCAAUACAUACAAAUUUGCAACGUGAAACCGAUCCCCGAGGAGAGCAGCCUGGCCUGUCGGGGAGCGGAAGUCCCGGAGCGAAUCGUCGCGUUUUACUUGGUGAACGACGUCCGGAAGUUUAUCUUCGAUCGACCGCUUCACAGGGGCCCGGUCGAUCGCGAGAACGAGUUCAAGUCGUUGUGGAUCGAGAGGACCGCGUUGACCACCGAGGCCAAGCUGCCCGGUAUACUGAGGUGGUUCGAGGUGAUCGAGAAGAGAUCCGAGCUGCUGGCCCCUGUGCAAUACGCCUGCGAGACCAUGCAGAGCGUGGAGAGAGAAUUGAGGAGACUCGUAGCGCAAUACACUGCCGAACCUCAUCGAAACAUUAACCCUUUCAGCAUGAGACUGCAGGGGAUCAUCGACGCGAACGUGAUGGGCGGCAUCACCAAGUACCAGGAAGCCUUUCUCACCCCUGAAUUCGCUAGACAGAAUCCGGACAUGGUACCGCACGUGAACAGGUUGAAAGCAUUGAUUUUGGACCAGAUGAGCGUGUUGGAAGCUGGACUGAAUCUGCACGGGCAGAUCGCGCCGGCAGGGGUGCAGCCGCUGCACAAGAGACUCAACGAAAGGUUCACGCAAUUGAAACAGGGCCUCGGUACGCUGGCCAGGCAACGCACCAUUCACCAGGACAGCAUCGUCAAUUCACCGCUGCCCCCGUUGCCCGUUAGCGAGAAACAGCGACCAGCCACGUUGGAGACCGCGGGCUCUAGAUACUCCCAUGCGGACAGCGACGGUCUUCCGGAAGACGAAGGAUUUUAUACGAAGGUGGACGGUGGACCACCGCCCAUUCCUCAACGCGAAGUACGGCCACGUUCGGUUGGCUACGGUACCACGCCGCCCAGACCCACGCAUCAAAGAUCCCUGAGCAAACCCCUUAGUCCUAAGUUGCCAUUGAGACACUCGUUGCCCACGCCGACGGACGGCAUCGAUCAGCCGGGCUUGAGAACUUCCUGGAGCGAGCCUGGCCCGGAGCAAGCUCCGCCAUUGCCCCCCAGAGGUUGCACGCCCGACAAGAGAGACACGAACACGAACGUGGUCGUUCCACCCGCGCCGCCAAAGCGAUUGGCGUACAAACGUAACACGGAAUGGAGCACCGACGACGACUCCGAGGCGCAGAACGAGCCGAACGAUCUUCGCGACAGCGGCAUAUCGACCGCCAGUCUGUUGGACUUCCAGUCGCAUCUGACCAACUUGAACAACCUCGGUUACGAGGACUUUGAGCCACGGACAAGGUGCAACGAUAUCAUGAACAUCUCACCGCCGUCCGUGAUCAACUCGCUCAACAUUUCCACGGGGAAUUUUAUGAACGUCGCGUUUCAAGGCUCGCACUCUCUGCCCGGCCAAGAGGUUAGUCCACCGCCGAUUCCACCCAAGGCCCACCAAGACACCCCGUCGGCCCCGUCGACCUUGGAAAGAGUCUCCAGCCGCUCGCAAUCGCACGGCCAUACCGAGAACUACUCGGUGCCGAAGCUUCAAACGUUGUCCGUAGCAUCGGACACGGAAAGUACCGUCUAGCAACGAUGAAUCUCCUAGUCCUAUAACGCGAUUAAUUCGUGAUGUGCACGUGCCACGGACGAGCAGAUCCCCGAUCGUAGAAUCGUAUGUAAUUCCGGAGAGUCGUCGAGAGUCUCGACUGGGCUUGCGCAGUAACGUCUCUGACAUUUGCACAUCAUUCGUAUACGUUAUUAUACACGUAAGAGAAUCCUGUAAUAAUCCAAAUGAAAAUGCGUAACUCGACGUGGAUCACCCACCUGUGUGUUGUAACGUACCUUGGUAGAAAAAAACGGUAUAUCGAAACGCCGAGAGACGUUUUCGACCUCAAAGCAACGUUCUCGUGCAUGCAACACGCGACGCAGACGAAAGGCUGCUUUUUAACGAGUCGACAUUGCGUUUUUUACUAAUUCAUCGAGCGUAAUUCCAU
Colletes gigas is the source of this 6309-nucleotide messenger RNA. RefSeq names its product dedicator of cytokinesis protein 3 (gene spg). The transcript is spliced from 18 exons. Gene Ontology annotation, cellular component: cytoplasm; plasma membrane. Gene Ontology annotation, biological process: small GTPase-mediated signal transduction. Bases 171 to 5903 code for a protein of 1910 amino acids. The record is from RefSeq and is a predicted model, not a curated record. Gene Ontology annotation, molecular function: small GTPase binding; guanyl-nucleotide exchange factor activity. Lineage: Eukaryota; Metazoa; Arthropoda; Insecta; Hymenoptera; Colletidae.